AUGUCAAAUCACCUUAAGUUUGACAUCUACAACUUGGAUUUAACAAAUAUUCAAAACGAUUCCCAUCUCAGAUUCUUUCUUCUCGGGAUGUCUAGCCGAGCAGUAAUUCUGGUAGAGGACAUAGAUUGCUCUUUCAAGUUAAAAAACUGGGAUUUGCCAGAGGAUCAAACGCAAACACAAGGAGAUCAUAGUGGUAAGGUAACACUGUCAGGACUGUUGAAUUUUGUUGAUGGAUUUUAUUCAUGCUGUGGAGAAGGAAGAAUCAUGAUAUUUACGACCAACUACAAAGAAAGACUUGACCCAGCUUUGCUGAGACCUGGUAGAAUGGACAUGCAUAUUUGCUUGUCAUACUGCAAUGCUUCUGUUUUUGACCAGCUUGCAUUUAACUAUCUGGGGCUUCACCACCAUCAUCUGUUUGAUGAGAUCAAACAGUUGAUAGAAGUGAUCGAGGUCACUCCAGCAGAAUUGGGUGGGAGUUGA
This is a messenger RNA of Ziziphus jujuba (common jujube), 480 nucleotides long. Its product is annotated as AAA-ATPase At3g50940-like. The coding region runs from base 1 to 480 and encodes 159 amino acids. Gene Ontology annotation, molecular function: ATP hydrolysis activity; ATP binding. The transcript has a single exon. The record is from RefSeq and is a predicted model, not a curated record. NCBI's taxonomy places the organism in Eukaryota, Viridiplantae, Streptophyta, Magnoliopsida, Rosales, Rhamnaceae.